UUUGGUUGUCGUCAAAUUUAUUUCUUAAUUUUCUAAAAGUUCUAUCAGAAGAAAUAAAGAAAUUAAGAGUGCAAAUUUAUUUUAAAACGAAACACAAGUAAACAAUUAACAAUGGCAAGAUAUAUUCAGCGUCCUGAUAAUGCAUUAAAGCGAGCAAAUGAGUUUAUCGAAGUUGGGAAGCCAGCAAGAGCACUUGAUACACUUCAAGAAGUCUUCCGUAACAAGAAGUUCUCAUAUACUUGGUCGGAACAGAUUAUUGAACCGAUCAUGUUUAAAUACUUGGACUUGUGUGUGGAACUUAAGAAAUCUCAUAUCGCUAAAGAAGGGCUCUUUCAAUAUCGAAACAUGUAUCAAUUGGUCAAUGUUGGAUCUCUUGAAAAUGUCAUUCGAGGAUAUUUAAAAAUGGCUGAAGAAAGAACUGAAGCAGCUCAACAACAGUCCUCACAAGCUGUACUAGAUAUCGAUGAUUUAGAUAACUUGGCAACUCCGGAAAGUAUUCUUCUGAUGUCAGCUGUUUGUGGCGAAGACGCUCAAGAUCGAUCUGACCGAACAAUUUUAUUGCCAUGGGUGAAGUUCUUAUGGGAAAGUUAUUGUCAAUGUUUGGAACUUUUGCGAGUUAAUUCACACUGUGAAAUCUUGUACCAUGACAUUGCUCGAAUGGCUUUUCAUUUCUGUCUUAAAUACAAUCGUAAGAUGGAAUUCCGUAAGUUGAGCGAAAAGUUACGAAAGCAUUUGGACGAUAUUGGUAAAGUGUCGGCUCAAAGCUCAAAUGUCAGCAUCACUAAGCCAGAAACACAACAGUUAAACUUGGAUACUCGUUUAUACCAAUUGGAUAGCGCUAUUCAAAUGGAACUGUGGCAAGAAGCUUAUAAAGCCAUCGAGGACAUUCACGGUUUGAUGACUUUGUCAAAGAAACAACCGCAGCCAAAGACAAUGGCAAACUACUACCAGAAGUUGGCAAUGGUGUUCUGGAAAGCUGGAAAUCAACUUUUCCAUGCUGCAGCCCUCCUCCGAUUAUUUCAACUUUCUCGUGAAUUAAAGAAAACAAUCACGAACGAUGAAAUUCAACGAAUGGCAUCACAUGUUCUAGUUGCAACUUUGGCUAUUCCAUUGCCAUCAGCACAUCCUGAAUAUGACAGAUUCAUUGAGACGGACAAAAGUCCAUUGGAAAAAGCUCAACGAUUAGCAGUGUUGCUUGGACUUCAACAACCACCAACGAGAGCUUCAUUAUUGAGAGAAAUUAUUCGAGCAAAUGUUUUCAAUCUCGCUCUUCCUCAUUUCCAAAAUCUUCACAAAUGGCUUGAAGUUGACUACAAUCCGUUGAGUUUGUGUUCAAAUGUUCAAACCGUCAUUGAUUACAUAAAAUCUGAUGAGAAGAAUCCUUUAUUGCAAUACAUUGAUUCACUUCAAAAUGUGACAUUGGUUCGUUUAGUUCGUCAAGUGUCGCAAGUUUAUCAAACAAUUGAAUUUGCUCGAUUUUUGGAACUUGCAAAAUUUGCAACUACUUUCAAGUUGGAAAGAAUUCUCGUCGAUUGUGUUCGUCACAAUGACAUGCAAAUCACAAUUGAUCAUAAAGAGAAGAUGGUGAUGUUUGGAACUGAUUUGAGUGAAAGUCAACGUGAAGACCAUCACGACGGUCCAAUUCUUCAAUCAAUGCCUUCGGAGCAAGUUCGUCAACAACUUGUGAAUAUGUCAGUUGUUCUUCAUCGUGCAAUCGCAGCAAUUAAUCCAAAUCGUCAAAAAGGCGAACGAGAAGCAUUGCGAGCUCAGAUGGUUGCUUUGUAUCAUGAAAAUAAAGUUCGCGAACAUCAAGCAAUUUUAAUUCGUCAAAAGUUGAUUGAAGAUCGUAAAGAGAAGAUUGAACGUCUCAAUCAAGAACGUGAAGAGGAAGAAGUUCGUCGUCAUGAAGAGCAAGUUCGUCAACAGAAGCUCGUUGAACAACAACGCUUAGAAAAGGAAGCUGAAGAGCGUGAAAAGAAACGCAGUGAAAAUGAAAGAAAACAAAUACGCAAUCGUACAAUGAUGGAAAAGAUUCAACAAAUUUCCCAAACAACUCACGGUCAGAAGAUGUUGAAGAUCAUUGAAGAGAAAGGUGCUGCUGUUGAUCCAGAUGAACUCGCAAAAGAAGAGAAAAAUGCUUUGAUACGUGAACGUAAAGAAUUGACAUCGAAAUUGAAGUCACAAGAGAAGAAAGUUGAUUAUUAUGAACGUGCCAAACGUAUUGAAGAAGUUCCAUUAAUUAAAGAUUAUCUGAAAGAUAUGGAAGUAAAGGAAGAAGUUUUCUGGCAAAAUCAAGAGAAAAACCGCAUCGAGAAUGCCAUCGCUGAAAGGAAGAACGCAGUUACACAACAAGAACGUUUGAAACGAAUGCACGCUGAUCGUGAAGCUUACAUGAAUCAAUUGAAAGCUGAACGUAAGAAUUUAUAUUUGGAUAAACUCCGAGCAUUUAAUGAAGCUCUUGAAGAAGAAAGAAAGCGACGUUUAGCACAAAGAAUCGUUGAAAGACGCAAGGAACGUCGCGAUAAAUGGCUUGCUGAACGAGAAGCUGAAAAGCAACGCAAGUUGGAUGAAAUUCAAAGGGAAAAAGAUGAACAAUUACGUUUGGAGAAAGAACAACGAGCUAAGGAACGUGAAGCUGAAUUAGAAAAGUUGAAUAUUCAAAGUGAAAAGCAGAAACAACGCGAAGCAGAAGCUGAAAGGAAGAUUCAAGAAGAUCGUGAACGUGCAAGGGCAAGAGACAAGCCAAUGCGUGAUUCUGAGCAUUCAGCUUGGCGUUCAGUCGGUGGUAAGGAUGGUGGCGCACGUGAGUCUGUUAAGGAAGGUGCAUGGAGAACAGCACAAGGAAGUGACAAUGACAACACUUCCGGCGGUGGCAAAUGGCGAACUGCUGGAGAUAGAAAUGAUGAUCGAGGAGGCUUCCGAAGAGGUGAUGAUGAUCGUGGUGGUUAUCGUGACAGAGAUGGACGCAAUCGUCGUGAUGAUCGCGAUUCAUUCAUCAAACGAAGUGGUGGCAAUGACGGUCCCAUUAGACGAAGCGGUGACGAUGCUCCAAUCAGACGAAGUGGAGAUGACGCGCCAAUCAGACGAAGUGGGGACGAUGCACCAAUGAGACGUGGCGGGGAUGAUAAAGACAGCUACAAACGCGGAGAUGAUCGUUCUUUCAAGCGUGGAGAUGACCGUGGCCCUAAGAGAGAUGACCGAGGCCCAAUGAGACGUGGUGGCGAUAGUCGUUCUGGUCCAAUAAAACGUUCUGGUUACGAUGAUUCCAGCAGCGGUGGUGGCGGUAAUUGGAGACAACGUGAUGACUCUGAUCGUCCUAAAGAUGAAGCUUCAUCUUGGAGACGUGCUGAAGCACCUCGUGACGACAAAGACAAACAAUAAGUCAACUCAAUGAAAUGUUCGAACUUCUAAGUAUGAAAUAAUCAAUUUCGACAUAAACUUUUUUCAUUUCUUUUCACUUUAAUUGGCCUGAACAAUUUCUCAAUAGGCAAAACUAAUUUUUUUAUUGUUUAUUCAGCCGUUGAUAGUGCGUAAGUUGUUGAGUUAAAUUUUAAAGCUUAACACGUUCACAUUCAAUUGAGUUGACGGCCAAAUAAGCAAAUUUGAUAAGUUGAAAAAAUUGUUUUUUGUUUCUUUAUUUCGUUCGCUGUCUUCUGGCCUUUGAUUAUUGCAUAACUUAUCUAAACAAAUAGUAACAAAACAAGAUAAAAAUAUUCAUUAAUUAACCACUAGACAUUAAGUCACAGCUGGUAAUGUUCCAGAAAUUUUAUUUUCUUUUUCAUUCUAAACUUCAAAUGGUUCGUUUGGUCUUGAAUUAAAUUUUUAUUUGAUCAAAAUUAUUGACUAAAUAAAAUAAAAAAUUUCUUUAAAAAUAAAAUUGCUAAAAGUUUUAUGCGGAAAAGUGGGCUGCUGGUGGGGUGUCCAUUAAUUUUUUAUUUCAGCCACAGUUUAACAAUGAACUGCUUCCGAUAAUUAAACUACUUUUUUUUGCACUAGAAAUGAUGUCAUUUUGAAAUUAAAAGGAAGUUUUAUGAUUAUGAAAUGAUGUGUGGUGAUGGCUUUUAUGGAAAGUCGAUUUUUGGAGCAUCUUUUAUUGGGCUAAUCAACGAAGGCAAUUAAAGUCUUUGACAAUCUCUCAUUCUGGGAGGUUUAUUAAAUGUUUAGCAACUUUUAGUUGACAUGAUUUUUAAACUUUCAUAA
This is a messenger RNA of Clunio marinus, 4200 nucleotides long. Lineage: Eukaryota; Metazoa; Arthropoda; Insecta; Diptera; Chironomidae. The record is from the annotation of a GenBank genome assembly.